CGCCCCCCUCGGCGCGCGCAGCUCCCCGCGGCCGCCGCCGCCGCCUGUAACCUGCGCCGCCAGGAUGUGGCUGGGGGCUGACGUCGGGUCCAGAUGUGGCCCCGGCCCCGCCCACCCCUGGGGCCGGGCCGCCCACACCGAGCCGCGGCGCGCACGGCGGCGGUCCCGCCUGCCACAAUGCGCGGCGAGGCUGCGGCCGUCCGGAUCGUCGCCGUGGGGCAUCCUUAGCACCGGCCGCCCGUGACGCGGCGCGCGGCGGACACUCACGCGCCCGCGCCCCCCAUGCGCGCAGCCCCCCGCGGCCGGCCCGGCGGGCGCCUCGCCGACGCGGAGCCGCGCGGGUGACGGCAAAGGCGGCUGCGCGCCCGGCCCAGCCCGCGGAGAGGACGCGCCGCGCCCCCGCCCCCCGUCCGCUCCCGGGAGGAGGCCGCGCGCGGGUGCGGAUGCGCCGCUGACGACUCGCCUGGCCGAGCAGUGUCGCCGGCCCCGCCGGCCCGCGCCCCCCGCAGCAUGGCAGCCGCUGCCUACAUCGACCACUUCGCGGCCGAGUGCCUCGUGUCCAUGUCCACCCACGCGGUCGUGCACGGGCCGCGGGAGGGGCCGGAGCCCAGACCCGAGGGCGCGGCCGCCGCCGCCGCGGUCGCCGCCACGCUGCCCCGCGCCGACGAGCGCCGCGACGGCAAGGACAGCGGGUCGCUGUUCGUGGUGGCGCGGAUCCUGGCGGAGCUCAACCAGCAAGCGCCGGCGGCCGGCCCAGCGGAGCGCAGGGAAGGCGCCGCGGCCCGCAAGGCGAGGACCCCUUGCCGCCUGCCGCCCGCGCCGCCCCCCGCGCCGGAGCCCGCGGAACCCGGAGCGCCCCGGAGCCCCGAGCACGGCGAGCCGGAGCCCGAGCUGGAGCCUGGGCCCGCGGGGGGCAGCGGCGAGCCCGGCCUCAGACAAAGGGGCCGGCGGGGCCGCAGUCGCGCCGACCUCGAGUCCCCGCCGAGGAAGCACAAGUGCCACUACGCGGGCUGCGAGAAAGUUUACGGGAAAUCCUCGCACCUCAAGGCGCACCUGAGAACUCACACAGGUGAGCGACCGUUCGCCUGCAGCUGGCAGGACUGCCACAAGAAGUUCGCCCGCUCAGACGAGCUGGCGCGCCACUACCGCACGCACACGGGCGAGAAGAAGUUCAGCUGCCCCAUCUGCGACAAGCGGUUCAUGCGCAGUGACCACCUGACCAAGCACGCCCGCCGUCACGCCAACUUCCACCCCAGCAUGCUGCAGCGGCGCGCGGGGGGCUCCCGCACGGGCUCGCUUAGUGACUACAGCCGCUCGGAUGCCAGCAGCCCCACCAUCAGCCCGGCCAGCUCACCCUGAGCCCCGGGCCCCCCACGACAGCCAUGACCAGCCGCUCUCACCUCCCCCACCUCUGUCACCCAUGUCUCCUUUUGUGAUACGGAAGGCCAGAAGCGCCGCCGGCGUCCGCCUGCGGGCGGCCACGUGGAAACCCGAUUUUCUUCACCUCAGGUGUCUGUCUGUCGAUUUGUAAAAAAGAAAAUGGAUUUUAAAAAAAAAAAGAAAAAGAAACAGACCCAACCCCAGACAGAAAGAAAAGACGCCCUCAACUCCAUUGCACAAGGGAUGAGCCCGAAGGUGAGAUUCUGAGGCGCUGAACCCCCUUUCUCAGGGAUGGACCUACCUGCGCCUCGAGCUCUGCGGGGACCCCCUUCCUGCCGCCUUACUCUGUACAUAGAUUUGCACUUGGAGUUCGGGGCCGGGCGUUGACCGGGCGCAGCAGGAGGACGUGGCCGCACAUUGGCACCCCGGUGAGCCUGGCUCCCCGCCUGUGGGUCAGCCCAGCAGCCGUAUCAUUGGCCACCAAGGUCAUCUGUGCUUCCAGGGCUAACGCCAAAGCUGAGUCCUGCGUCCUCCUGUCAGGUGGGCCCAGGGUCCCCGCUGCCCGUGCCCCCCAGGGAUGCCUUAAGCCAGGCAGGGCCAAGGGGCCCUCACUGCCUCCAGGAGCCUCGUCCUGGGCACCGUCGUGGCCAUGUGGGCAGAAACCAGCCCCUGCCGCAGCUAGAGGGACUGCCUCAACUGCUGACCGUCGGGGGCCGUCCCCUGACGGGGACAGAGCCCCAUGCUUCCUGCCCUGGACAAGGUGUGGCUGCACGUGCCCCCUCCUGGAGACGGGACUUGGAAUUCUCGGGGGCUGGUGCGGAGGGGGGCGCAGCAAUGUCCUGUUCCAGGUGGCCCAGCCUGGACGUCUCAGUGGCUCGCUCCCCCCACACGGAAGCAGUGGGGACUGCCCUCCACCACCCGGUCCUGGCUCCGAGCUUGCAAACCCAGGCUUUGCAGUCUCCAGACUCCUCCCUUUCCCUCUUGCCUGGGGACGUACGUGCCCCCCACCCCUCCGCCCCCCCCUUCCCCCUGCCCAGGGCCUGCAGAGCAUGAGGGCGUCAGGGUGAGGGGCUGCGACGUGAGGCCGGUUUGCUCGCGUCUCCCCUGCAGUUUCCGGAGAGUGCAUGCCCCCAGGAGCGUGCUCUGUGCGUGCGUGUGUGCGUGUGCGCGUGUGCGUGUGUGUUUCUGUGGGAGCAGGGGCCAGACUAAGAGGUCUUGCAGCAGCCUCUGCUCGUUGUUGGACGAGAUUAACCACCUUCGGGACCUCAGAUGGCCGUGGACGGGUUUCUGGGCCCAGAGUGCCUUGGUUGUGGGCUUCCUGCCUCCCAGUUCCCCUCUCCCCGGCUGGGGUGUGGUUGCUGGGGGACCCCUGUCAACAGUGGGGCUGGGGUAGGGGUGGGCUCUGCCAAGGGCCGCCACUGGGGGCAGCCUGAUGGGUGUCCAGUGGAUGGGGGGGUGGCUGGAACUGUGGGGGAGGAACCCCCCCCACCCUACCUGGGCACUGGCUGGUGAGCCCUGUUCCUGUAACACACACUGUGGAGUCCUUGGCAGGCAGUGUCCUGGUGCCUGGUGGGCACGAUCUCUUGGGGGGUCAUCCAGUCCCAAAGCGAGCCCCGUACAGGCCCUUGGAGGACCCCCCAUAAAUUGUUUCGGUGUGAGGGCAGCGAGCCCCACUCUGGACACAGUUCAUGUCUCAGGAACUCACAUUCCAGGUUCGGGAAUUUUAUUCCAAAGUCUUUUGGUGCAUUCGGUGCCCUCGGGCCCCCGAAGGCAGGGUGAGGGAGCUGUGAUGUGGGUCCUGCGUGUGGAGGGGCGCUGCCCAGGGCUGUCCCUGGGAGCGCCAUGCUGUUCCUUGCCACCUGGAAGGAGGCUGGCGGGUCUGUCCUCCCCGUAGGAAGAGCAAAGGGCCCAUCCUGGAAUAAAAGACUAGCUGGUUUGUUUUAGAGGUGGGGUGGGGGUGGGGGGUGGGGGGGCAGAGAAGUGGGGAUUUGCUGUUUUCCAAAGAGAGCACUUAAUUUAAUUUUUCCUCGGAAUGACCCAGGGAUGGAAAGGUUAAGUUGCCUUAAACCGAAGGAUGCAGGCAUCGGCUAUUUUCUUUUGGCAGAUGAGUGUCUUCAUUCCCAAAGUGGUUUCUCUUUGAACGCCAGGGUUCCGGCCCUGCUCUCACUGCUGGAGGGCACCCCAGGGUGGCUCCCAGAUCCGGGCUAACACUCCUGGGGGCGGUCCCCACAUCUCAGGCUGAGGUUGACAUGGGCAAGCAUCUCAUUGGGGCCUGUGGGGUGCACGUGGAGGAGAGACUGCUGUGCUCCACAGAGCAGGUUGGGGGCAGCUGAAAUUUUCCUCUUCAGAGGUAGGAAGUCUUCCACUGGGUCAGUUUCGGGUCCGUUUCACCUCUCUGGCUGCUACCGCAGUUGAGAAAGGCACUGGACUCUACAAUGGAAGUAGACAGGCAAAUCUUCCUUUGGGCAGAGCUCAGAACAAAGGUGCCCCUGCCCCCCAAAUUAAAAGCGCCUCUAGGUGACCCUGGAUUCAGCUAGGAGGGGUGCUGUCCUUCCACUUACAUCUCAAAGGGGGGGAUGAAAACCCCUCUGUGUCAGCCAUAUCAGGGCUAGGGUGUGGGCCCUGGAAGGCAGCUGGGACAGAGCCCCUGGUGCCCCAGGAGUGGGGGAGGGGAAGUGCAGCCUUCAGCCCAGCACCCGGGUUUUAGGAUCCCCACCCCCACCUCCCCACGGCACUGAGCCCAUCUGGCUGAUGGUGCCACCUCUAGGUGCAAACAUGACGGGCAAGGGACCCCGUCCCGGGACAGACCAGCAAGGGCUCACUCAGUUGGGGGCUGCCCGGGGGUCCUAGGCAAGUGGUAGUGCCCAGGGAGAGCAUCUCAGUGUUGCAGACCAGCUGCCCAAACUGGGCACUGUGCCGUGAGCACUAGCCACCCCCAGCGCUCCAGCCGGCCCUGCUCCAGGACCUGGCACCCAGUGAUCGCAGCCCUUGGCAGCUGCCAUGGAAUUUCUCUCCCCGUUUUCUAAACCUACCCAGCUGGGGGCCUGGGAGGAGGCUUAAGGUGCGAGAGACCCUGGCUAGCCCCCACCAACACCACCUCCCCGCCCCUCGCUCACAGCCUUGGACAUGUUUGCAAGCCCGACCUCCCCUCCACCCCGAAGAUCCCACCUCUGAUACUGGGGUUAAGCUCCCCCCAGUGAAACCAAGGAAGGGUGGACUGAUCCCCAUGAAGGAGCCGUUGCUUUUCCUGGAUCCCCGGCUCCGUCUCAGGGGUCCGUCCUAGACAAUUCCCGAGGGCUAUGGGUGAGGACCCCCCCUCCAGCUUACUACUGACACCCACUGCGGGGAGCCCGGGGUCCACACUGGCCUUCUCCGGACCCUCCUUCUCCGUAUCAGGUUUGCAAUGCAGCCCCCCUUCCGUUUCCUAGUCCCCCUAGCCCCUCCCCGACCCCGCAUCUCCCUUCUCAAACAGCUUUAGAACCACCUUGAAUGGGGUGGGAGAGAAGUGCCCAGGGCAACCGACAUUCCCUGGGGGGCCGGGGGACUCCUGGUGACUGGCCCCUGCACACUCGGGGACAUGCGGCUUCAGGGAGCUGUGAGUCUGGGUGAGGGUGGUCACCCCACCGAGCACAGGGGGAUUCUACGGGAAGCCAGGGGGCUGCCUUCCAGCAUGGCCCAGACACGUGGGGGGCAGGCUGCCUGUCUAGGCAUGUGGGUGGGAGACAGGAAGCCCCCUGGCCACACCCUGGUGGGUCCCUGUGUGCCAAGUGCCAGGGAUCCUGAGGGCAUCUGCCAGCAGGAGGCACUCCUGAGCAGCUAUGCAUUGGCCAGCUGGGCCCACUAACUACGUAUGGUUGUAUGCAUUAGGGUCCUCCCCCAGACCCCCACAAGUGACCCCUUCUUCCCUGUCCAAAGCCAUUGAUGGAACUUCUCUGGAAUCAUUUGCCAAAACCCCGAGGCAGAAAACAAGGGUCCAAGAUCAUUUUCAUCAAGCUCGUUUCCUUUCUCGUAGGAAGUUUUUUGUUGAAAAUUUUUUUUUUUUAAACCAGCACCAUGCCCUGCUCAGAAAGGCCACAUUUCAGCUUGGAUCACUACAGUGAAGUAUUACCAUGUACAGCCCCCACCCCCAACCCCCUCUUCUGGCCUUGGCUUGCUCGGAUCAGACUUUGUAUGUAUUUUGUACGGCGUAGAUUCUAUAUUGUAAUGACGUCCUAUGCAAAAAGAGAAAAAAAAACUUAACGUAAUUGUAAAUUUUAUUGUUUUAACGUGUAUGCAUGUUUAGUGACGUUUACAUUUUGAAAUAAAAUUUAUGAUUCAUUA
Sorex fumeus (smoky shrew) is the source of this 5700-nucleotide messenger RNA. RefSeq names its product KLF transcription factor 13 (gene KLF13). Gene Ontology annotation, biological process: regulation of transcription by RNA polymerase II. Lineage: Eukaryota; Metazoa; Chordata; Mammalia; Eulipotyphla; Soricidae. Bases 511 to 1359 code for a protein of 282 amino acids. The record is from RefSeq and is a predicted model, not a curated record. The transcript has 2 exons. Gene Ontology annotation, molecular function: DNA-binding transcription factor activity, RNA polymerase II-specific; RNA polymerase II cis-regulatory region sequence-specific DNA binding.